ACCAGGAGGACUGCAUUGUAAAGACUCUGAGAACAUAAACAGCCAUGAACUGCAGCGAGAGCCAGCGGCUGCGAACCCUCCUGAGCCGCCUACUGCUCGAGCUGCACCACCGGGGCAAUGCCAGUGGCCUGGGCGCCGGCCCCGGCCCGAGCAUGGGCAUGGGGGUCGUGCCUGACCCCUUCGUGGGCCGCGAGGUGACCAGUGCCAAGGGCGACGACGCCUAUCUCUACAUCCUGCUUAUCAUGAUCUUCUACGCCUGCCUGGCCGGAGGCCUCAUCCUGGCCUACACCCGCUCUCGCAAGCUCGUCGAGGCCAAGGACUACCCGUCCCAGUCCUGCGCUGAGCACCAGUGGGCCACGGGCGGCGCCCUGGCCGCCGACGCCGAGACGGCCACCAGCUCGCUGGCUGAGGGCCGCCACCAGUUCACUCCCGGGGGGCUGCCCGCCCUCACCCAGGGCACCGAGGGGGUCUAAAACCACAUCCUCAGCUCGCUUGUACCCUCCUCAUCUCGCUUAUCCUGGGUGCGGCCCCGGCUUUUCCUUUCCUUUCCUUCCAGGGUUAGCCUCACCUGCGGCCCAGACAGUGAUGAGAGGCCAGGAGACCUACCCACUCCCGGCCAGUUUCCCCCUUGUCUCCCUCCUCUCCCCUACCCCUCCACUCCACGCCCCCCUCCUGCCCCCAUCCCGCACUUCCAAAUGCACUAAACUGCCUCUGCUCAAUUGUCUUCAGACAGCCCUGUCACCACGCUCCAGCCCUCUGUGUGAACUGAAUCCAACACGUCCAACAUUUGGCACUGAACUGAAGCAGUGAAGUCUAUCAGAACGCUCGGCGGUCUAACUGGCAGCUGCUCCAGGGGUUGCCAGGGACUGCUCACUCUGCAGAGACAAUGAACUUGCCACCACUGCCAGGCUGGCUGCAGCAGCUCCAGCUUCCUGUUGCCUUAGGGACAGAGACAAAGAACAUGAAGAGACCUCAGACAUUAUUUCCCUCCCUCUCUCUUUCAGCAGGGAGCUAGCAGAACACUGGGACCAGUCUGUGGAACAGAAUGGACUUAAUGGGGAAUGCAGUGGGAGGGGGGCACAAAAGGGAGGGGAAGACCUAUGACCCCAGCUGUAUGCUUUUCUUGAAUCUAGUUGUCACCCAAAGGUAACUUGCGUGAUUUUUAGUAGCUUUGCCAUCCAUCUUUUGCCAUGGGUAACAAUUGCUGGGUGUUAUCACCCUAAUACCUCCAAAUGCCUCUCCUAUAUUGAUUCAGCUGUUAUGGCAGCUGUCUGCUUCAUCUAUGGAACACGAAGCUCAGA
Molecule: messenger RNA, 1301 nt
Organism: Hipposideros armiger (great roundleaf bat)
Lineage: Eukaryota; Metazoa; Chordata; Mammalia; Chiroptera; Hipposideridae
Gene: KCNE5
Product: potassium voltage-gated channel subfamily E regulatory subunit 5
Exons: 2
Coding region: 45-473 (142 amino acids)
Biological process (GO): regulation of ventricular cardiac muscle cell membrane repolarization; ventricular cardiac muscle cell action potential; potassium ion export across plasma membrane
Cellular component (GO): voltage-gated potassium channel complex; membrane
Molecular function (GO): transmembrane transporter binding; potassium channel regulator activity; delayed rectifier potassium channel activity
Source: RefSeq, a predicted model, not a curated record